CAGAGACCAGAGACAUUGAACAAAAAGAAGAAUACAGAGAGUAAGAAAUCACACUGUGUGAGACAAUGUUACAGGACUGACUGACUGAGAGGAGAGAGGACCUGAUACAGGUGCUGUGAAUGACUCAGUCUCUGAUCAGACUUGAUCACUAAAGGAACUCAUAAAGUCAUCACUGCUGAGGGUUAGAGGAACACACGGCUCAGGUGAAGCUGCAGUGGUUUUAUCCUCAUGACCAGACGGGGGAUGUUUCUUCACAACUGUGCUCACAGUCAACUACAUUACUCAAUGAGAGUAGGAAGAGGAAGAUAAUUAAAAGGAGAAGGGUGGUUUUGUUCUCUCCAGUCGUAUAAAGGAAGUGAGGGGAUCAUCACAGCUCAGAUAUCCUCUGGUCUGCCCCUCUCACUCAAAGAGACAUGGAUCUUCAGACUGACAGCUCUUCCGAGGACAUCGACCAUGUGCCACAAAAUAAGGCAGAGGAUGAAGGUGGAAUCAUCCCGCCCCCCGACCUGCCAGAGGAUCACCUGCAGCCUGAGCCUUCACAAUUUCCACAAUGGGACCUGGUGUCUGUGAGUAAAGAGGACGCUCAGCGAGCCCUCAUGCAGUACGCAGCAGAGAAACACUGCCGCAGUAAGAGACCUGCAGAGGAGUGCGUCAUAACCAACACGGAGUCUUUCAAUACGCACAGGUACCGUCUGGAGACCUUCACUGAGACUCGCACUAGACGUGCGACUACGACAUCGUACUACGGUCAGCUCAUCGACAACGACGGACAGCCUCCCCCAGAGAUUUGGGAGAUGCAAGUCGAAACUCCGCCCUUUUUCCAGGAUGGUAAUCAAAUCAUUGAGAUCCCAAACACAACCACGAAGCAGGACUGCUCCCGGUGCGACUGGGAUGGGAAUUCCAGCUGCCACAUCUGUACAGGCUCCGGUAGAAGUGUGUGUCAGGUCUGUGGUGGUGCUGGUUCUGUCUCGUACGGCAGUAACAGACGGACAUGUAGCGGCUGUGGGGGAAUGAGACGGAGAAGUUGUUGGAAAUGCAGUGGGUCAGGUAAGGUCACCUGUAGAACCUGCGAGGGAAACAAGAAGGUGGUCAUCUCCAUCAACCUGGUGGUCGACUGGAAGAACAACAUAGUGGAGGAAGUGGUGGGACAAUCCAGCGGUCUCCAGAUGUCCCAGUUGGAUGAGGUGUCUGGGAAGGAGCUGUUCUCUCAUGCUGACCACAGGGUCACUGUCAUCACAAACUUCCCGCAGCCUGGUGUGGUGCAGGCAUCAGAGCGACUGCUGAAGGAGCACAGAGACAAGUUCCAGCAGACUACACGAGUCCUACAGCAGCGUCAAACCAUCGAGGAGCUCCCCAUAACCAAAGUCACGUACCAGUGGAGAGGAAAGUCUCACGUAUUCUUUGUGUACGGGACGGAACAGAGAGUGAGCGCUGAGGAUUACCCUGCCUGCUGCUGCUGCUCUGUGAUGUGACCUUCAUCCAUCCAUCAAUCCAUCUCUCUCUCUCUCUCUCUCUCUCUCUCUCUCUCUCUCUCUUUCUCUCUCUCUCUCUCUCUCUCUCUCUCUCUCUCUCUCUCUGUGUGUCAGGAUGUUUAGUUGUUUUUGUGUUGUAUUAUUCAUUUUAAAUGAUCCUCUCAUAUUUGGAGAGAGAGGUUUUUGUUUUCCUUAAUGAGGUUGAAAUAAAGUCAAAUUAAUGUUUAA
This is a messenger RNA of Notolabrus celidotus (New Zealand spotty), 1700 nucleotides long. Its product is annotated as protein SSUH2 homolog. Lineage: Eukaryota; Metazoa; Chordata; Actinopteri; Labriformes; Labridae. The record is from RefSeq and is a predicted model, not a curated record. The coding region runs from base 414 to 1472 and encodes 352 amino acids. The transcript has 13 exons.